AUGGCAUUGAUUAUUUCAUUAAUUCGAUUUUUCAAUUAUACUCCUCCACCUUUGGCUAUCUCAACCUAUAAAACUGCUGAUAGAUCAUCAGACAGGGCAAAUUCACAAGCACCAACCUCGUUUUCAUUUUGGAGUGGAUUUAAGGAAGAAUUUAUCUCUAAUAUAGAAGAUAAUUUGGAAUUUACAAGACCAUCUUUUGUUGAAGCACAAGUAGUUUCAAGAGAAACUGAUAUCCACAGGGAAUUAGACAAUAAUGUAUGGCAUAUAAUGAACAAAAUAACUACUGAAAUGAAUUUAGGAAAGUUUGGAACUAGUAGUGAAUUGCUGUCACAGAG
This is a messenger RNA of Entrophospora sp. SA101, 335 nucleotides long. The record is from the annotation of a GenBank genome assembly. Lineage: Eukaryota; Fungi; Glomeromycota; Glomeromycetes; Entrophosporales; Entrophosporaceae.